AUGGCACUGUCGUCUUUAAAUAAAAACAAGGAUGAGAGAGACCAGGAUCAAGAUGGACAUGCAGCUGCUGAAACCCCGGCCCCGGCCCCGGCCCCGCCGGGGUGCGAGCCCGCCGCGCUCGGCCGCUCCCAGACGCUGGUCUGCAUCAACCCGCCCCUCUUCGAUGUCUUUCAAACGCUGCUCAGCCCCACACAGCACCACGUGGCUCUCGUGGGCCCCAGGGGAAUGAUGGCCGUGGAGCUGCCCAAGCGCUGGGGGAAGAACUCCGAAUUCGAAGGGGGGAAAGCCACGGUCAGCUGCAGCACCAUUCCUAUUGCUGAAAGGUUCUUCACUAGCUCAGCAUCCCUCACUUUAAAAUAUGCUGCCUGGUAUCCCAGCGAGUCAUUGGAGCCUCAUGUUGUGCUGUUGACUUCAGAUAACACUAUAAGGAUUUAUAGUCUGAAAGUGCCUCAGACACCUGUGAAGGUGAUUGCUCUCUCAGAGUCUGAGGAGGAGACCUCGGUAGUCAAUAAAGGGAGAGCCUACAGAGCAUCACUGGGAGAGACUGCAGUGGCGUUCGACUUUGGGCCGAUUACAUCUGUUCCAAAGAAUGUGGUUGGGCCACGAGGGAAUGAGGAGGGGAAAGAGGAAGUGUUGGCAUAUCCCUUGUACAUAUUGUAUGAAAAUGGGGAGACCUUCCUUACAUACGUUAACCUACUGCAAAGCUCUGGAAACCUUGGUAAGCUGUUGGGUCCACUGCCCAUGCACCCGGCAGCUGAAGACAACUAUGGCUAUGAUGCAUGUGCUGUUCUCUGCCUGCCCUGUGUGCCCAACAUCUUGGUGAUCGCUACUGAAUCAGGGAUGCUCUAUCACUGUGUGGUGCUGGAGGGAGAAGAGGACGAUGAGCAGACAUCGGAAAAGUCUUGGGACCCAAGAUCUGACCUGAUCCCUUCUCUGUACGUGUUUGAAUGCGUUGAGCUGGAACUUGCACUGAAACUGGCGUCGGGGGAAGAGGAGGAGCCUGUGGAAUCAGAUUUCUCUUGCCCAAUUAAACUACACAGAGAUCCCAAAUGCCCCAGUAGGUACCACUGCACACAUGAAGCUGGGGUGCACAGCGUUGGGCUAACCUGGAUCAAUAAACUUCACAAAUUCCUUGGCUCCGAUGAAGAAGAUAAAGACAGUUUACUAGAACUUGGAGCAGAACAGAAGUGCUUUGUAGAACACAUUCUCUGCACAAAGCCAUUGCCGUGCAGGCAGCCUGCUCCAAUUAGAGGAUUCUGGAUAGUCUCUGACAUCUUGGGGCCUACAAUGAUCUGCAUCACCAGCACCUAUGAGUGCAUCACAAGGCCUCUUCUAAGCACAGUCCAUCCAGCAUCCCCUCCGCUGCUCUGUACCCGGGAGGACAAUGAACCAACAGUCUCGCCUCUCCGCAUCCUGGCAGAAUCGCAGCAUUCAUUUGAGGAGCACAUCCAAAGCAUCUUGCAGCGGAGCACUGCCAACCCAUUGCUUUUGAAAUCUGCUGAUAAAGAUGCAGCUCCUCCCCCAGAAGAAUGCCUGCAGCUCCUCAGCAGAGCCAUCCAGGUUUUCAGGGAAGAAUACAUACUGAAGCAGGAUCUGGCAAAGGAAGAGAUCCAGCAGAGAGUGAAGUUACUGUGGGCUCAGAAAAAGAAACAACUGGAAGAUCUUAAUUACUGUCGAGAGGAAAGGAAAAGUCUGCGGGAAAUGGCCGAACGCUUGGCUGACAAGUAUGAAGAAGCCAAAGAAAAACAAGAAGAUAUUAUGAGCAGGAUGAAGAAAGUGCUACGUAGUUUUCACACACAGCUUCCAGUUUUGUCAGACAGCGAGAAGGAGAUGAAGAAAGAAUUGCAGGCAAUACAUGAUCAACUGCAGCAGCUGGGAAGUGCUAUCAAACAGGUGAAAAUGAAAAAGGAUUACCAGCAAAGGAAGAUGGAAAAGGGGACCAGUCCACGACAACCUAGUAUCACCCUCAGUGCCUACCAGAGCAAAUGCAUCCAGUCUAUUCUGAAAGAAGAGGGAGAGCACAUAAGAGAAAUGGUGAAACAGAUCAAUGACAUCAGAAGCCAUGUGAAUUUCUAGUGGGCCAACGAGCACACAACCCACAGCAGAAGGCCUGAAGAGUUUUAGUUUUGAUUGGUCUUGGCUCCUGAUAUUCCUUGCUAUGUCAAUUUAUCAUUAUUUAACAAGUGCUGUAUACCAGGUUUUACUUAUUUUGUAAAGACUGAUAUUGAAUAAAAUGCUUUUGAUAAGAUUCUUUGCAGGCUAGAUUUCUGCUUCUGGAGGGAAGAAUAUCCUAUCAAGCCCAAGUGAAGUUGUGUAUGAGCUUAAUCUUCACAGGUAGCCUGUCAGUGUAAGCAGAGCAGUAUUUAGGCAGGGGAACUACACCUGCUUCAGCAAGGGAGCUCCAGAAGCACAUGCUAUAAGGCACCACAUUUCCCUCUUCCCAGAGAUUGGCAGGAAGCGGAGCAGAAAAACCAGCAGAGCGCACACACUGCAGCAGCUUUUUUUUUCUUUUAAUUUUGAACACUUUCUUCAUAAGGACACACCUUCAAAUACAGUUAACAAAAUGGUUACAUUGGAAUUCUGGAGACAGCAGAAUCCUACAUCCACAAUUGCACAGGACACCAACGGCUUGGGUUGCUGGAAUGCAGUAAUAGCUUCCAAACACUCAGUUUGCCAAGAUAUGGCUCAGGCUGACUUGAAAGCCAACUGUAUGGGACUGCAAGUGUGGGUGAUUUCUUCCCCCUCCCCUAAAACAAUGAUCUGGUCAAGCUAAGUUUUGAAAAGUAGUACUGCACUACUAGGACAAUGGCACAAUAUGAAGUGCCAAAAUAAAGCCUUAAGGAUAGGAAGGCUGCAAUUCACUGCUAGGUAACAAGGUUACCAGACAUGCUGCAAAGAACACUUUUGUACAGAUUAAGACUAUACAAGUAGAGGGAACACUUACAAAACUUGAUUUUUUUUUUUCCUCUCUUACAGUCUGCACAGACCAAAGUCCCAGUUUUCUAAACCAGUAAGUAUGUUUUUGCAUCGUAGGUGGCAAUAUGACAUGUUAAAGCUAAUAAAAGUUAGUAAGAGAUCGGAAACUGAUGGUACAUAUAAUAAUCACCCUCCCCACAUCAAGCCUAAAAGCUUCUCAAACUAGUUAGGGGCAGUUUCUCUCCUACACUCUCAAUUACAAAGUGAGCAGUACCCCCUUACAUGCCUGAGGUGGAUAUGUGCGUGUUAUAGGGACUGGAGUCCUUUGAAUUCAGUCUCCAGAAGGCAACUGACUUCCCUGUGCAACUUCGCUGCAGAACAAACUAGCUGCCCCUCUCAAAGCUGUGCCUUAUGUUCCUCAUUUCUUUGAUUAAGUCACCUUCAGAUAUAGGGGCUCAUUAGUUUGCCAACCCAGCCUUCUCCAAGGUUAAUGCCCAGAAAUGCAGUCAGUCACUUCUUUCCUUUUGCCAAGCCAGCACCCUGAGCUAAGUCAGGUCUCCAAGAACUCUUGUAAUGGUCAUGUUUUCAGAGCCACUUUAGCCAUGCUUCUCUCACAGUGAAAUAAACUGGAACGGGUAUUGCUAGCUGAACAGCCUGCUGGUGCAAAAGCUACAUUCUACUUUUAAGCAUUAAAUAAUGCUUUUAAAAGCUGAAUGUAGGAGAUUGGUCAAACUAGGGAAUGGGAAAGCCUUUUGAAAUAAAAAAGGUAAGAAUGGGGAAUACAUUAGUCAUAGCUAUCCCACGUGAUAAGUUAAAGCUGGAGGUUGCUGCAUUGAACUCUACACAGAAUCAAAGCAAGGAAGUACAUCCAUCAUUCACCACCCCUUUGUGCUACGUUCCCCUUUCAAUGCCCUCCCUCCAUGCUCACCUUAAAAUCAAAACCAUCAUGCAGCCUCUCAGGCCAUAACAUGUAAUACACCAACAUGCAUACUCAUGCACAUGUUCCUUCUGUCAUUUCAACAUCAGUUGCUACCAAAGCUUUGAAUGAUCACUAACAGAUCACCCACAUACCACUUCUAGGCUACAGGAAAACAUCUUGCAGCUGCAAUCUGACACCACACCAAUGCACAGCUACAUAAAAUAUACUGCAUGAAAGCCACAUCACUCCCUAUUGAUCAAAGCAGUAUAAACAAUACAUGGGCAUGAGAUAAGGCUGAAUGGUGGCUGUUCAAGAGUAAGUAUGGAGAGAGAAGAUACGGCUCAGAGAAGGAGGUAGGGGAGGUUGAGAAAGGAAAGUGGCAGUGGUUUGAAGUGUGUUCCAUGACUAAAAGCUGCUUUCCUUGCUUUAUCUGAAUAGCAGAAGGAAGUCUAGCAACCUUAACUCUUGGUUUCUUGCAUCAAGUUAUUAUUGAGUGUGUUUCUUCAAAAUAAAGUGUUCAAUUUGCUGCAGAGCUAUGUUGAAAGUAGUUCAGUCCAGGUCUUGUAAAGCAGCAGGCUUUCUUAGUGCUCCACUGCAGGAGUUAGGUACAAGAAGGAUGUUGGAGUUCAGGAGAAUGGGGAAAAAUCUCUUGCCUUUACUGCUAAUAAAGGCCCAGCAGUUCAAGUGCACAUGUACACAACAGUGCAUGUACAUUUUAGGAAGCUGUGGGUGCUAAUAAAUAUGAUUUGGUGUCAAAAAGUUAGCAGCGGGCAGCAGCUCCUGUCAGGCCACAAUCAGAAGGAAUUCUGGCUACUUGCUUGAGAUGUUAGAUUUCAUUUUUAAGCACACUGUCAAAACAUGACAAGCAACACUCUUACUACCUGUCAGACUGGCUUAUUCCUGAACAGGGCCAGAGGAUGUGGGAUGGUAGGGGAAAUAAGUUAAUAACAAGGGCAAAGCAUUAGCCACAUGUGCUUCAUCUGGGGUUCUUUAAAGCAGUCCCCUUUUCAAAACCAAUCAGUCCUAGUUUUAGUUUAGCAGAGUGGCUCUGGCUUUGGGUGGGAGUGUUUAAAGUGUGUGUGUGUGGGGGGGUGGUGUUUAAAGGCCAGACCAAAAUAGUAAUUGCAUGCACAGCAAUUGAAGGCAUUUUCUCUCUCUAGCUUUCCCUUUACCUUGUAAAUUUUACUGCUUUGAAGAUUAUAAAAGAGAAGCAACUGGUUAAAGCAGAAAGUAUUACCCCCACUAACCAUUACACUACAAAAGCAGAACUAGUGAUCAAUCCAUUUAACCCCCACCUUCCUUUAGGUAGGGAAUUCGGUUCUAAUCAGGGGCCACUUCAGAUAUUCAGUCUGCAACACUGCUUGUAAUCAACAGAGGAUUGUACCUAAACCACAGCCAGCUGACCUCAGUGCAUAGAAUUCCAGUAACUACAGGAAUGUUCAUGUUAAACACCAUACAUCUGGGUAAUAAGAAACCCAUACCAACACUUGGAGACUCACACACAUGGCCAUCCUUCUGCUGUCUGCUGUUGUGUUGCCUAGCGUUACUUGAAUGUAUAAUUACAGAAACAAGCAACAGUGUGGUUUAGGGGUACUUCCUUUGCUUUCAGCAAUACCAGGCUGCCACAUUUAUAACAGAUGCACUGGACUUUUGAAACCUGAAGCUACACACGCUGCAUUUGUAGUCUGAUACAGAAUGUAACUGGUGCUUCACGUACCAUUCACCUAACUUGCAGGGGUGGGGGAGGGAAAUCAGACUGACUUUAUUCUAAAGCAAAAUCUUCUGCCCUUUUCAAAUACAAAGUCAGGUAAAAGCUAGUAGUUCAUGCAUGGUGCUGUGCACUGCAGUGGAGAAGAGUUGUGUAAAGCCCAUGCACUGCACUGACAGUGCGCAGAAUUUUGCUACUAAUCUUACCACCUACAAGGGACUAGUAAAAUUGUUCAGGUUUAGAGUUAAAAAAGCAUCUGCUGACUUAACUCUGUACAAAGAGGUACCAAAUAGUGCAGUUCUUGUGUUUUUCUUGAACCCCAGAAUUUAAUGUGGCAUUCAAAGGAACUGAAUGUCUCAUCAUUCAUUACAGACAGGUCCAUUCAUUUUUUUGGAUUAGCUUUUUACCUGCUCAUGAGAUAUGCAGCUCACUCAUAGCCAUCACAUUUCAACAGUAUCCAGAUUCUUCAGCACAAGGGCAAUGGUAAAAAAAACAAAAACCAAAAAAAGCACUGAGUUUGGAAAGAAAAUCAAUAUCCAGUGUCCUGCUAAUAAAUUCAUAUUUUAAUAUAAAAUAUUCAUACAGCAUACUACACUUCAUUCUCUCUGCUAGCGGAAUACUGUUACUGACUAUUCAAACAGAAAAUUGUCAACCACUCUGCUCUUCAAGGAGUUUUGAGGGACAUUAUGGUUUCCAGCAGCUACUCUGAUCACAGUAUUUUGGGAGAGGGGAAUAGGUUCCAGAAAUCUAUAUUAGGUUAGAGAAGUUGGCCAAAAGGGAAAAGUUUUUCAGGAUGUGAGGACUGAUCCCACUUACAGUGGAACACAAACACUGCACCCAUUAGUGUUCCCAUUAGAGAGUUCUCUUCUAGCCUGCAAUCUCCCUGGUGCUCUCUUCCUG
Molecule: messenger RNA, 6443 nt
Organism: Alligator sinensis (Chinese alligator)
Lineage: Eukaryota; Metazoa; Chordata; Crocodylia; Alligatoridae
Gene: NUP88
Product: nucleoporin 88
Biological process (GO): ribosomal large subunit export from nucleus; protein import into nucleus; ribosomal small subunit export from nucleus
Cellular component (GO): nuclear pore
Molecular function (GO): structural constituent of nuclear pore
Source: RefSeq, a predicted model, not a curated record